Molecule: messenger RNA, 6481 nt
Organism: Phyllostomus discolor (pale spear-nosed bat)
Lineage: Eukaryota; Metazoa; Chordata; Mammalia; Chiroptera; Phyllostomidae
Gene: AP5M1
Product: adaptor related protein complex 5 subunit mu 1
Exons: 9
Coding region: 335-1807 (490 amino acids)
Biological process (GO): endosomal transport
Cellular component (GO): AP-type membrane coat adaptor complex; lysosome; cytosol
Source: RefSeq, a predicted model, not a curated record
CUUGUCGUUCCGGCGAGUGGGGAACCUUGGUGCUUGCGGGCCACCAUCCCGGAAGUGGAAUUUGGAGGAAGCAACUCCUAAAGUGGUUGGGGUAUAAUAAGUUCUCUAGAUUCUAGGUGAGGAUUCACAGAACUUUUUGUCGUUUGGGUUGGCCUGGACGAACUCAGAGGUUUUAUUUCUCUUCAUUUGAAGGAACUAACUUCUCUGCUGAGCCUGACGUGUUUGUGGUGGGGCAGAAGGUGGUUCGGAUGAAUGAAAGUCCGUCUGAGGAAGUUGGUCUGCGCUCUUCCUCCCUGGCGGCUUUAGAAGUGAUCUGAUGCUUUAGCGGCUUAUCAUGGCCCAGCGAGCAGUGUGGCUCAUAAGCCACGAACCGGGAACUCCACUCUGUGGCACCGUCAGAUUCUCCAGGCGGUAUCCAACUGUUGAAAAACGAGCCAAAGUCUUCAAUGGAGCAAGUUAUGUGCCUAUUCCUGAAGAUGGUCCCUUUCUUAAAUCACUGCUCUUCGAACUUAGAUUAUUGGAUGAAGAUAAGGACUUCGAGGAGAGUCGUGAUAGCUGUUCUCACAUCAGUAAAACGUCCGUCUAUGGACUUAAAGUAGGAGGGGAAGAACUCUGGCCAGUGGUUGCUUUUCUGAAGAAUGGCAUAGUAUAUGCUUGUGUUCCACUAGUUGAACAAACUUUAUCCCCUCGUCCACCAUUAAUUAGCAUUAGUGCAAUUUCACAAGGCUUUGAAUUUCUCUUUGGGAUACAGGAUUUUCUUCACUCAAGUUCAAAAAAUGACACUGAGCUAAAUACAAAAUUGAGCCAGUUGCCUGACUUGCUUCUACAGGCUUGCCCAUUUGGAACUUUGUUAGAUGCCAACUUACAGAAUUCGUUGGAUAGUAUUAAUUUUGCCUCUGUGUCUCAUCCACAAAAACAACCAGCCUGGAAAGCUGGAACAUACAAAGGAAAACCACAAGUUUCUAUUUCUAUCACUGAAAAGGUGAACUCUAUGCAAUAUGAUAAACAGGAUAUAGCAGAUACAUGGCAAGUAAUUGGAGCUGUCACUUGCAAGUGUGAUUUAGAAGGAAUCAUGCCAAAUGUUACCAUCAGCUUGAGUCUCCCCACCAAUGGAUCUCCACUUCAGGAUAUUCUAGUUCAUCCUUGUGUGACUUCUCUUGACUCUGCCAUUCUGACUUCUAGUAGCAUCGAUGCAAUGGAUGACUCUGCAUUUAGCGGACCUUACAAAUUUCCAUUCAGUCCACCUUUAGAGUCAUUCAACUUAUGCUACUACACCUCCCAGGUUCCUGUCCCCCCAAUUUUGGGCUUUUAUCAAAUGAAUGAGGAAGGAAUACAACUAAAAAUAACAGCUAAUUUAAAACUUCAUGAAAGUGUGAAAAACAAUUUUGAAUUCUGUGAAGCUCAUAUACCAUUUUACAAUAGAGGUCCAAUCACACAUGUGGAAUACAAAGUUAGUUUUGGCCAGCUCGAAGUAUUUCGAGAGAAAAGCUUAUUGAUCUGGAUUAUUGGACAGAAAUUCCCAAAAUCAAUGGAAAUUAGUCUUUCUGGAACUGUAACUUUUGGAGCCAAGAACCAUGACAAGCAGCCAUUUGACCACAUUUGCACUGGGAAUACAGCAUAUUUAAAGCUUCGUUUUAGGAUCUUAGACUACACACUUACUGGGUGUUAUGCAGAUCAGCAUUCUGUUCAAGUUUUUGCAUCGGGAAAACCAAAAAUAAGUACACACCGGAAACUAAUUUCUUCUGAUUAUUACAUAUGGAAUUCUAAAGCUCCCGCUCCAGUAACAUAUGGAUCAUUAUUACUGUAAUUAUCUCAUAUCUAAAUGGGAUUUAUGCAAUAGUAACAUAGCCUACAUUAAAUUAGUCUUUAAUUUUAAUGUGUAUGCAUAUAACCUGUAAGUGAGAAAUCAUUGAAUGCUUUAAUCAUUAAAAAUGCUCUUGUUUAAUGUUUUUAGUCUGACAUAGUUUGAAAAAAUUUUUUAAAAGAUUAAUGUCUCCAACUUCGUUACCUUUUGAUUUUACUCAAAUAUAAUUCAGAGCAUAAACCACUAGUGAUUCAUUUCAGGCUUAUUUUAGAGUAGUCCUGGGUCAGCCUGCCACAUGGUCCUUCCUGUACCUGUGGCAGACAUGGCUAAUCAAUCACAGUCCCCUCUGUCUGUUGGGAACCGCCCUGACUGGUAUCAGAAGCUGAAACCCCCCACCUAGGCUAAGGCUAAGGGAACGCCCUUGGAACCGUAAGCUAGCAAGGGGACAAGGGCUUGUCUCCCUGGCAGGAAUGCCGCUUCUGCUGCUUUAUUCAUAACUGAACCCCAAAAAGCUUGGUCGGUUAGCCAAAGACGGGUAAGAUUCCCCACGGGGGGAACGACCUAAGCCAGGCACGAUCACUUUGGGAGGCCCCCCAAAAGAAGGACUUGGGGGGCUGCAGCAAAAAGGGGGUGAUGGACCCUCACUCCUCGGCUUUGACAUAGCCUGAGUCCUCAUCAUCUGGGAGAAAAUCUCCUUAUUGCCUUAGUUCCCGUGCUAAGCCUGAAACAAUGACAGGGUGGUGCAGCUCUGUGCUGAAAAGAGCGGAUUCCCCCGGUGAUCAGGCCUAAGAAAGAACAUGUAAAUUACUGUGAAACCUUUGUUUAGAAUGCUUUCAGUUGAAUGAGAGGGGUCCAAGGAGGAAGUUUGUUCCUCAAAGUCUUACAGCUCUUUGACCCUGACUCAAAAAUAGACCAGCAGAGUUCCUUGUUUUCUGUAGUUUCUUACUUCCCCCUAAUGAGUACUGUACUUUGCCUGAAUUAUUAUACAAAAUGAGCCCAAUAAAAGCAUGUAUGGAUGGUAAAUCAGGGCCCUCCCCACUAGGGGGGGUGGCUAUUUCGUCCCUACUUCCCCACAAAAACUAGUUUGUCUCUUUGUAUGUUUGUUUCUCGCGUGUUUUUCGGCGAGCCAUCCACAGUGUUCCGUGGUCACUGCUGGCCGGUGACCCACGCGCAACAUCUGUCCACUGAGCUUUCUGGAUGCAGGCUCAGGCUCCUCUUCAGUGCAGAGCUACAGGCAGCCACCCCCGAUGAAUUGUAGAUGACAUGCAAGAUAAAAAAAAGUAUUUGUUCUUCCAAACCUGAGUACUAAGUACCUACUACAUUGUGUUGAUAUAGAAUACUAGAGACCAUAUUAGAAACAACUAUAAAUCUCUUGAAAAAAUAGCCAAUGAAAACAAAGGGAAAUUGUCUAAAUAGUAGCCUGUUCUUAAUCAGAACUAUCCAGUUGACUUAUAAAGAAUCUGCAUAAUUCUACUUAAGGUGUUUAUUCUUACUCUCUUACUAGCAUUCUUCUGUAUUCCUCAGAAUCUAGUCAUGCUCUUUAUUCUCUACCUGUCUUGACAAUUAUAUGUCUCAUUCUGUUUCCAAAGCAGUUCAUUGUCAAGUUGGACUUGAAGUGACCCUUCAAGAAAAGGUGAAAUCUCAAAAUAAGCCAGGCAGUGAAAGACAAAUACCAUAUGAUCUCACCUUUAACAGGAACCUAAACAACAAAACAAAGAAACAAGCAAAAUAUAGUUAAAGACCUGAAAUAGAGGACAGGCUGACAGUGACCAGAGGGGAGAGAAGAGGGGGGGAUUUCAGGGGAGAAUGGGAAGGGUUUACAGGAACAAAUUUAAAGGACAUGUGGGCAAAACCUAGGGGAGGGGUGGUAAUGGGAGAGAAGUGGGGAGGGAUGGGUGGGUAGGCUGAAAUUGGAGUAAAAGGCAGAAAACUGUACUUGAACAAUGAUUAAAAUAAAAUUUAAAGAAAAAAAGAAAAGGUGAAAUCUCAAGAUUCUCAAAACUUAAUUCAUGUCAAGUUUCUUUUUACAGAAUUAGAAGUGUUAUGAAAAAAUAUACAUUAUAGAUUAGUAUUCAAUUAAAUUACAUCUUGGUUUCUAUUUUUUAAUGAGUUUCCUAAGGAAAGGCUUAGAAAAAGCUGCUAAGUCCUUGAAAGAGAGUUUGAAGGAAUAUUGCAUAUAAAUUUAGGAUUUGAAAUAUGAUUUUUAAAGUAAAGUCAAUCCUACUCAUUAUAAACUCUCAUUCUCUGCAAGGCAUUAUCAUGGCAUAAUGUUCUCCAUUCAAAAUUAUCCCAAGUAACAAAGGAAAUAGAAUAACUGCCUAACCAGGAUUUUUAACUUGUUAUUCUAGCUUAAUCAUAGAUAAUCAGUAGUAAAAACCUUUUUUUUUUGAAAGAAUAAAAAAAAUAUUCCCCCUAAGUUAUUUGAUCUCUCUUAAACUCAAGGAAAGCUUAACAUUUAACUUACAUUAAUAUUAAUGGAGCCAUUGGGCAUCGUGAUUGUAUAAAUGUUUAGCAAAGCACACUAAAACAAGGCAAGAGGCAUUUAUCUAGUGAGUAGACAAUGAUUCGGUAUAAUAAUCCUCUAGGGAAAACUUGCUUUGUAAACAAUCAGAAAAACCAGUGAAUGUUUGAUUUGACGUUUCUAGAAACCUGAGGAAAAUCUAGGGCGUCCUGGAAAAAGUGUGGGCCGUGGGCAAGCUGAUGCCAUCUGUCACCAUCCCGCCCUAAUGUUGCACUACAGAACUGAAACCAACUCAUGUUUUCAUCCUGUUAAGAUCAGCUGGACACAUUGUGAUGCUUUUGAUUUUGUCUAGAAACCUGUCACUUCAGGAUAAUUUCUGAAGACAAAGUCCGUUUCCCGUUUGGCUGGACCUUUCUUUUCUUGAGAGUCUGCUGCCACAAUUAAAGAAGAAACAGCUGCAUUUCAAAGGGAUUCCGAUUCCAGAAGCUUAAUCGUGAUUGACAUGCUCUUAUUCUAAGCUAUAAGACACUCUAAGAGUCCUUUCUUGGGUUAAAACUUCAAUCAUUUUCUAAAAAAUUAUCUCACUAUGGAUUUUAUUCAUUUUCUUUGAUAACUAUUCUUUGCAUUUUUAACUUGAAAGAUACUUUGCGUUUGCAGUGAAUAUGAGCACCUACUUCCACAGAUUUGGAUGGUAUCACACCUACUCUAGAUGCAAAAUGGCUAAAUUCCCUUUUAGUGCAAAAAUAUGAUUAUGAAAUAUAAUAUCUAUCAUAUAAGUAAUUAUGCUUCAGUAGACUCAAAAGGUACAGAAAGUGUUACAUUUCUGAAAAAAAGUGCUCCAGAAAAGAUGGUUCAUGAUUUCGAUAUAACCCUUCUUUUCCAAACAGUGUUUUUAAAACUUUUUAAAGACAGUAAUACACUUACAGGGGUGGGCAUUUUUUUUACUUUUUUAAAUAAUUAAUUUGAAGAUCAGGUUUGAAGUAAACAAUAGCUUUGUCAAAAGUUCUUUAAAAAAACUAUUUGUUUAAAAAUGGUUUCUUAAUUAAACAGUCUGAUAAAAUUUAAGUUCUUUUUACAUCAACUAAAUAUGAGUUAAAUUAUUGUGAGUUUAUACACUGUAUGAAAGCACAAUUUUAUACAUAAGAACAACAACUAAUAUUUUUAUUAUAGUAUUUCAGUAUUAUAGUAUGUCACUUUAGAGCCACACAUAGCUCCUGCUCCACCCCUGGGAGGUAGGUAGGUGGGGCUUUCAUCCAGAGCCUGGGCCGGGACUGCUGCCGCAGCUGAACGGUUGUUUUAAGACAAAGGUCAGAAAAGGGAUGUUAAUAAACAGUCCUCAGGUUUAAGGGACUUUUUUAGGAUUACAUCUUAAAUUCCAACAAAUCAGAUUUAGGAGUUACUGAAAGUGAAAUUGAUCCAUCCCUCAUCCAAACUUUGCAAUACUUUCCUGUUCUGACAUCAUUUAGAUAGUUAGCUGUAUUAUCAGAUUAGAAACCAUUGUACCACGCUGCUGAAAGGAAAAGGAGGCAAAAAGCUAAACAUAGGAUGAAUUCUGAACCUUUUAACCUGGCUGAAGUGCGUUGGUCCCUGUUAUGCAAAUACCUUCAAUCCUCUGCUAAGUUCAGUGGAAAUAAUUUUCUUGAAUGACAGGUUUAUUCAGCAAGGAUUCAGUUGGUGAUUAAUCCCCCUUUGAUCUAGGGUAUUUCACUUAACUACCAGUUACCUCGUUCUGACAAAGUGCAACUGAGAUUAGGGAGAUCACUAGAACACUACCAGGGUGUGCAUUUAUUCUCUCUAACCUUUUAAAGCAAGGGCCAAGAAUGUAAUUUAUUUUCAGUAUUUGGAGAUGUAAAGUCCUGUCUGCUAAGUUAGAAAGUCAAUUGAAUACCAAAUGAAGUUUAUUUCUUACGUAAUAAAACAAACAUUUCUUUUUGCUUUGCCUAAGAAUGAGUUUAGAAAACAAGGUUUGAAGAAAGAAGAAACAAAGAUUACAUUUUAGGUAUAUUUUCUGGUUUUGUUUCAUGUGCUGGAGUAUACACUUAUCGGCCCUGAGAUAACUCAAAAAUCAAAGCAGUGGCUACAACUUAGGUUGAGAAACAUGCUUCUGUUUUCUUAAACUGCAUGAUUUCUUCCCACUCUCCUCCCGUUAAAAAAUGCCCUGCUAUGUGGUGAAUCCAACUGGGGAAAACAUGUAAUACACAAUUAUUCAUCUUAAG